Messenger RNA from Penicillium samsonianum, 450 nucleotides. RefSeq lists its product as uncharacterized. The record is from RefSeq and is a predicted model, not a curated record. The transcript has 2 exons. Bases 1 to 450 code for a protein of 149 amino acids. NCBI's taxonomy places the organism in Eukaryota, Fungi, Ascomycota, Eurotiomycetes, Eurotiales, Aspergillaceae.
AUGCCACAGAUGCCAAAUUAUCUCCAGGCAUUGAAGCCCACACUAGUUCCUUCUGUUCUGGGCCAAGAAGAAUCGAACGGCGAGUUCACAUACCAAGAAGUGGAGCUAAAUGCUGUCAUUGCCUUUGGUGACGACGGGCAGAAACGGACACCCUGGACUCUCCUGAUCAAGCACAUCACGUCAUGGACUAACCAGAUGAACCCGAGAUCUGAACGGCAUUUUUGGGAUUUACUCGAAAGUGGAAUCUUGUCAAAGCUUCUUCACAAAGGGGGCGACCCAAACGAUUUCGUGUUGCGUGAUGCUUUAUGGCACCAUUCUGCUGUUGGCGCAUACCUUGAUAUUGCAUUCGACAUUGAGUCAGAUACAGAAAAGGAAUCUCACUAUCUUGGGUACUUCGUGAAUUUCUUUGUGCUGGGGCUAUCACAACCGAGAGCUCCAGCCGGUCCCUGA